Mustela erminea (ermine) is the source of this 2320-nucleotide messenger RNA. RefSeq names its product zinc finger and BTB domain containing 7A (gene ZBTB7A). The transcript has 3 exons. The record is from RefSeq and is a predicted model, not a curated record. Gene Ontology annotation, biological process: regulation of transcription by RNA polymerase II. Lineage: Eukaryota; Metazoa; Chordata; Mammalia; Carnivora; Mustelidae. Gene Ontology annotation, molecular function: DNA-binding transcription factor activity, RNA polymerase II-specific; RNA polymerase II cis-regulatory region sequence-specific DNA binding; protein binding. The coding region runs from base 485 to 2251 and encodes 588 amino acids.
GGGGCGCGCCGGGGGCGGGCUGGACCCCCCCCCAACUUGACAAAACCUAAUAACAGCCCGGUCUCCCCGGCGCAGCAGGCGAAGCCCCACGGGAGGGCAGAGACGUGGCAAGAGGGGACCUGCCGAGCCUGUUCUGGCCUCCGAGGCCGGGGUGGGGGGGGCGGGCUGGGCGUGGGGGGGGGCCGGCGGCUGCGGCACCUUUAAGACAAGGGAGGACCCCUCUUGCCCUCGGAGAAACCAGGAAGGGAGUCGCGAGCAUCAUACGGGGCUUUGGCUGUACUGUACAGUUACUGUAGGGGCAGUGACGCCGCCGCCGCCGCCGGAGCGAGGGAGCGACGAGGGGAGAGCGCGAGAGGCGGAGAGCGAGAGACGCGGACCCCGGAGGCGAGCGGCCGAGGAGCCCAGUCCCAACUCCGGGCCCCGGCCCCUCGCGCCCCGGCCCGGCCCGGCCCCGGCCCGGCCGCGCGAGGUCUCGGCGCGGAAGAUGGCCGGCGGCGUGGACGGCCCCAUCGGGAUCCCGUUCCCUGACCACAGCAGCGACAUCCUGAGUGGACUCAACGAGCAGCGGACGCAGGGCCUGCUGUGCGACGUGGUGAUCCUCGUGGAGGGCCGGGAGUUCCCCACGCACCGCUCUGUGCUGGCGGCCUGCAGCCAGUACUUCAAGAAGCUGUUCACGUCGGGCGCCGUGGUGGACCAGCAGAACGUGUACGAGAUCGACUUCGUCAGCGCCGAGGCGCUCACGGCCCUCAUGGACUUCGCCUACACGGCCACGCUCACCGUCAGCACGGCCAACGUGGGCGACAUCCUCAGUGCCGCCCGCCUGCUCGAGAUCCCUGCCGUGAGCCACGUCUGCGCCGACCUCCUCGACCGGCAGAUCCUGGCGGCCGACGCGGGCGCCGACACCGGGCAGCUGGACCUCGUCGAUCAGACCGACCAGCGGAACCUGCUCCGGGCCAAGGAGUACCUCGAGUUCUUCCAGAGCAACCCCAUGAACAGCCUGCCCCCCGCUGCCGCCGCUGCCGCCGCCGCCUUCCCCUGGUCUGCCUUUGGCGCGUCCGACGACGACCUGGAUGCCACCAAGGAGGCCGUGGCCGCGGCUGUGGCCGCCGUGGCCGCUGGCGACUGCAACGGCUUGGACUUCUACGGGCCGGGACCGCCGGGCGAUCGGCCCUCGGCCGGGGACGGGGAUGAGGGCGACAGCAACCCAGGUCUGUGGCCCGAGCGGGACGAGGAUGCCCCCACCGGGGGCCUCUUCCCACCCCCCGUGGCCCCACCGGCCACCGCUACGCAGAACGGCCACUACGGCCGGGGUGGGGAGGAGGAGGCGGCCUCGCUGUCGGAGGCAGCCCCCGAGCCGGGCGACUCUCCGGGCUUCCUGUCGGGUGCGGCCGAGGACGGGGACGGGGACGGGCCCGAAGCGGACGGGCUGGCGGCCAGCACGCUGCUGCAGCAGAUGAUGUCGUCGGUGGGCCGGGCGGGGGCGGCGGCGGCGGGGGACAGUGACGACGAGUCGCGGGCGGACGACAAGGGCGUCGUGGACUACUACCUGAAGUACUUCAGCAGCGCCCACGACGGGGAUGUUUACCCAGCCUGGUCGCAGAAGGUGGAAAAGAAGAUCCGGGCCAAGGCCUUCCAGAAGUGCCCCAUCUGCGAGAAGGUCAUCCAGGGCGCCGGCAAGCUGCCCCGGCACAUCCGGACCCACACCGGGGAGAAGCCCUACGAGUGCAACAUCUGCAAGGUCCGCUUCACCAGGCAGGACAAGCUCAAGGUGCACAUGAGGAAGCACACGGGCGAGAAGCCGUACCUGUGCCAGCAGUGCGGGGCGGCCUUCGCCCACAACUACGACCUGAAGAACCACAUGCGUGUGCACACGGGCCUGCGUCCCUACCAGUGUGACAGCUGCUGCAAGACCUUCGUCCGCUCCGACCACCUGCACAGACACCUCAAGAAGGACGGCUGCAACGGCGUCCCCUCGCGCCGCGGCCGCAAGCCCCGCGUCCGGGGCGGGGGGCUCGGGGGGCCCGACCCGUCCCCGGGGGCCGCCGCCCCGCCCGGCGCCCCAGCCCCGCCCGGCUCCCCUGACGCCCGGCGCAACGGCCAGGAGAAGCACUUUAAGGACGAGGAGGAGGACGAGGAGGCGGCCAGCCCCGACGGCCUGAGCAGGUUGAAUGUAGCGGGUGCCGGCGCAGGGGGGGGCGACGGGGGCACCGGGCCCACCGCCGACGGCAGCUUUGCGGCCGGACUUGCCUGAAAACCAAAAAGAGAAAACAGAAACCCGAGAGAGAGAGAGAAAGAGAGAGAGAGACAGAGAGAGAGAGAG